Messenger RNA from Saccostrea cuccullata (small rock oyster), 882 nucleotides. Its product is annotated as ficolin-1-like. The record is from RefSeq and is a predicted model, not a curated record. The coding region runs from base 1 to 882 and encodes 293 amino acids. NCBI's taxonomy places the organism in Eukaryota, Metazoa, Mollusca, Bivalvia, Ostreida, Ostreidae. The transcript is spliced from 7 exons.
AUGAAAGGAAAUACAAUAAAAUGGAGGUCCUUCAAUCUGGAAUCUGAAGGGAAUAAACGUCCACUGAAUUGUAAAACAUUGCUCACUGAUGGUCAUACUUUGUCUAAUGUUUACACUAUAUAUCCCCGUGACAACCAAUGGUCAGUAUACGUCCAGUGUGAUAUGACCACCAAGGGUGGAGGAUGGACGGUUAUACAGAGGCGCGUUGAUGGAUCAACCGAUUUUGACAGAACUUGGCAGGAGUACAAGGAGGGAUUUGGUUCUGUUAAUUCAUCUUAUUGGUUGGGAAAUGACGUCAUUCAUCUAUUAACCAAAAACAGUUCGUCUCUGUACGUGUCUAUAACUCUGAACAAUGGAACCACUCUAUAUCAACAGUACGAGGAGUUCUACAUAACCGACGAGACAGACAAGUACAGACUUUACCUGAAUGGACCGACCACAGGAACACUAGGUGACGGAAUGUUAGACACAGGGGAUUCUACUAAAGAUCUGUCUGGGAUGUACUUCACCACCCUAGACAGGGAUAACGACAGAGCUAGUGGUAACUGUGCUGGCUGGGGAGGAGGCUGGUGGUUUAACUUCUGCCAUAACGCCUUCCUGAACGGCCCCUGGUACCCGGGACACUGGAUCGAUCCGUGGUCUCCCACAGUGAGGGAUGUUGGCCUUAUAAAAAGUUUGCAGGGAUUCAAACUUCAUAACUUUUCCAAUGUACCCGAACAGCAAAGCUGUACAAGUAUACCACAGCAGUGGCAUGUGCCCAGGGGUUCUAAAAUUAAGCCUAUUCCAAUCAACCAUUUAGUGGUGGCAAGGCCCACAGAAUCCCGAAAACGAAAACCUGUCACAUGUCAGAUUGACUUAGAUCAAGAGUAUGUGAAAUCCUAG